This is a messenger RNA of Parastagonospora nodorum SN15, 567 nucleotides long. RefSeq lists its product as hypothetical. The record is from RefSeq and is a predicted model, not a curated record. The transcript has 2 exons. Lineage: Eukaryota; Fungi; Ascomycota; Dothideomycetes; Pleosporales; Phaeosphaeriaceae. Bases 1 to 567 code for a protein of 188 amino acids.
AUGGCUCCUAGAGACGAGCGCUUCCAUCGACGUGGUGGCAUAGGCGAUAGUCACCGCAACGGCAACGCCUGCACCAACGCUGGAGUGAACCGCCAUCGUCCACCUGAUGCGAGGGCUUCCGCGGAUGAACCUAGCAGUGACGGCGGAACCAACCUUGGUACUGAUACAGGCGUGAAGUACUCCCCGCUCAUCUAUGCUCCGGUCGACAACAGCAACAACCUCAGCCAAAACCCCAUCUUCGCCGGCUCCCAGCCCACCCAAUUCACGGACGCCCCAGAUCCUCCAUCGCCUCCCAUUUGGCUCGCUAGACCUGCGCAAACUGCCCGCCCCAUCCGCAUGUUCAACGAGCCUGUUGCCCAGGAGGCCGUAGAUGCCAAAGGCGAAGGACAGCCAACCACUCCAAAGCGACCGGUCUACAACUAUCGCGGCAAAGAUCCCAUCAAGAGGCUCGUGUCGAAUCCGAAACUCCAAGCUGUCCUGGCAGGCAGGUCGAUUCCCGCAGAGAGGAAGAAGCAUAAGGACGACCGCAUGGACCUGAGAAUGGGGGCCAGCAAGGUUACGAAGUAG